This is a messenger RNA of Sciurus carolinensis (gray squirrel), 2172 nucleotides long. It is a transcript of the gene Ccdc51, whose product is annotated as coiled-coil domain containing 51. The transcript has 4 exons. The coding region runs from base 716 to 1948 and encodes 410 amino acids. Lineage: Eukaryota; Metazoa; Chordata; Mammalia; Rodentia; Sciuridae. The record is from RefSeq and is a predicted model, not a curated record.
AAAACAGAACAAAAACAAACAAACAAAAAAACAAAAAUGGAAGAGAGAAAGAGAAAUGGAGCAGAAACUGGCAAUUUGGAAGGUGUGAUGGGAGUUUGUUGGAAGUUCCAAAUUCAUAUUUUCUUGGUGAGAAAUGAAGUAGACCUUCAAUUGUGAAUGAGGAUAAGGUACAGAUGACAGAGCUGUUGAGGAAAGGGCAGUUGGCAGGAGACAGUAAUCUAGAUGGAGUGUGAGAAUGAAUUUGGAGGGGCAAGAUUCCAAGCUUGGCCCAUAGGAAUGCUAGGUAAGCUGGGAGCUGAGGGAUGUGAUUUGUCCUCACCUGUUUAAUUGAGCCUCUGCCCAUCUGUCCAGGCUGUCUUCCAUCUACCCUUGUCUGCUUCUACUUCUGGGAUGCACAGACUGCUUUUCAAGUUUUAGACAACCUCAGGUGCUUUCCAUCUUUUACCUCUGCCAGCAAUUCUUCCCUUUACUGGUUGAAGGGUCUGGAAGACACCUAAGUGGUGAGGACUGAGAGACAAGCCAGGGGUUUGGAUGGGCUAGAGAGGCUGGGAGAAGAGACUGGAGUGGAGAAGAAAUUCCACAUGUUAUUGACAUAUUUCUUCAUGAAGUCCCUGUGUCACCAAACUUAUGUUCUAGUUAGGAAAUGGAUGUCUAAUGGAGAAAAAUGAAGCAGGAAAGAUGACCGUGGAAGGAGUGACCACUGAGAGAUCACCUGAUGAUGGGGUGUAGCCCUGUGUUUGCCAUGCAGCACAUCAUGGAUGUACCCCACAUAUUGGUGCGAAGGGGUCUCCUUGGAAGGGACCUCUUUGUGACCAGGACUCUCUGCAGCCCAGGCCCUAGCCAGCCUGGGGAGAAGCGACAAGAGGAGGCGGCCCUUGGGCUGUAUCACCGCCUCCCAGCCCUGGGAAGAGCCCUAGGGCACAACAUUCAGCAACGGGCAACCUCUACAGCCAAGACUUGGUGGGACAGAUAUGAAGAGUUUGUUGGACUUAAUGAGGUUCAAGAGGCCCAGGGAAAUGUGACUGAGGCUGAGAAAGUAUUCAUGGUGGCUCGUGGGCUUGUCCGAGAGGCUCGGGAAGACUUGGAAGUUCAGCAAGCUAAGCUGAAGGAGGUGAGGGACCGCUUGGACCGUGUCUCUAGGGAAGAUAACCAGUACCUGGAACUGGCUACUCUGGAGCACAGGAUGCUGCAGGAGGAGAAGAGGCUCCGCAUGGCCUACAUGCGUGCAGAAGACUCUGAACGUGAGAAGUUCUCCCUUUUUUCUGCAGCUGUGCGUGAGAGUCAUGAGAAGGAGCGUGCAAGAGCCGAGAGGACCAAGAACUGGUCCCUCAUUGGGUCAGUCCUGGGAGCUCUGAUUGGUGUGGCUGGCUCCACAUAUGUCAACCGUGUUCGGCUACAGGAGCUAAAGGCUUUACUCCUGGAGGCACAGAAAGGGCCUGUGAGUCUCCAGGAGGCUAUCCGUGAACAGGCGUCUAGCUACUCCCUCCAGCAGAGGGACCUCCAAGACCUCAUGGUAGACCUGAGGAGCCUGGUGCAUGCUGGGCAGGGCCAAGGCUCUGGGUCACUGGCAGGUACUUCCCCCACCCGAAACAAAGACACAGAUGUUCUUUCAGCUGCCUUGAAAGAGCAGCUCAGUCAUUCCCGGCAGGUCCAUUCCUGUCUAGAGGGUUUACGAGAGCAACUUGAUGGCCUGGAAAAGACUUGCAACCAAAUGGCUGGGGUGGUUCAGCUUGCAAAAGCCACAGCACACCCACGCUUGGUGGAGCCAGCAGAUGGGGCUCUGCUCAACUCCUUGCUGGAACAGCAGAGUGUGGUGUUGGCCCUGUCUGACAUGGAGCAGAGGCUAAAAGUUCAAGGUAACAGGAACACCGUCUACAGCACACUGGUCACUUGUGUGACAUUUAUAGCCACACUACCUGUGCUCUACAUGCUGUUCAAGGCCAGCUAGCUCCUGGAUCUGCCUCUUGAAGGUCUAAGUGGGUAGGUGUGAUGUGGCUUUCAUUAGUGAAUCCCAGUGAUCAAGUGAGUAUUGGGACAUACACAGCCUCAGCCAAAGUCUGAGCAUCAUCUGCACAACUCACCAGCAGAUGUACUUUGCUUUGUAGGCAAUGCUCAUUUACAUUAAUUAUUACAACUGUGUGAAUGUCCAAUUAAAAUGUUUUAGAAUUUGUA